GUUCUCCUCUGUGGCAGAGCCCAUUCAGGCUGCUCUGUCCAGAGCGGCUAUCCCCUAGGAUGCCGAGCGGCACAGAUGUGGAGCCAGGGACGGAGGGCCCGAGCAGCCUGAAGAGGAGGGCAAGACUGGCUAUUCGGCCACGGCGGCGUCGCAGUGCCCCUGAUGCUGGCGACCGGCGCAACGCGCGGGAGAGGGACCGGGUGCGACUGGUCAACCUGGGCUUUGCCAACCUGCAGCGGCAUGUGCCCCAGCAUGGGGCAGGCAAGAGGAUGAGCAAAGUAGACACACUGCGGUCAGCGAGUGACUAUAUCCGGAGGUUGGAGCUGCUGCUGAGGGAGCCAGAAGCUGGAGACUCCCUGCCAUCUGUCACCUCAGCGCCAGUCAGUGUGUCACCCUCUGAGUCCUCCCCCUCUGACUCAUCCUCAUCCGACUCCCCCCUGUCCUCCUCCUACGCUUUGUGGGACUCCUCCCACCCUGAACGUGAUCUCGUGGCCUACAAGGAAUGGCUAAGGAUUGAGUGACCCAGGAAUUUUGAGUUAUUUGGUGCAAGGUUUGCUGAAAAGGGAACGGCUAGCCUGUUUUCUUCCUUCCUCAUCUUACUGUUUGCUGACAACACUCUCCUCUGCAUGGGGACUGUGCUCACAAAGGAUGGGAUUUUGAUAUCUCAAAACUAUCUCUGACUGGGAACUAUCAACGUCUCCGUUACUCUGUCUUCAUGUCUGAUAGGUUCAACUGGACGUUAUUUACGUUGGACGUAGCAUAAACGUAUAAGUUUUGUCUCGAUAAUUUGGGUGACUGGUCUUCAUCCUCACUGAACGGGAAGUGGGAGUGAAUACUGAGGGGCGCCUAGGACUAGCGAGGAUCAGAGGGCAAGGGCACAUUGCCAGGGCAAGCGUGCCUUUCCACUGAGACUACAAAGUGGGAGAAACACUCCUGUUCCACAGUGUUGAUAGGAAUGCUGUGCAGGUAUCAUGUUACAUAUACGGACCACUGAGGACAAGGAGUUUCCAUGGACUGAGGGCUACGUGCGUCUGUGAGACCCAUCCACAAAGGGACCAGCUCAGUCUGAGACUGUUAUCAUAUUGUCUGCCUCAGAGUGGCAGCUGACAGUUGCAUAUAGACCAGGACCAUGUUUGGAAGAGACACCAAUUCACAAAGAAAGUCUUUGCCAUUCGUUCAUACCUCACUGCACUUCAAAAUACUCCACUCAACAGAUAAAUGCAACAGCCAUUUCUGUGCAGCAAGGCUCCACAAGGGUGAUGCCCAGUGUUUUAGCACUGAUUGAGAGGUGGGGCAGGAGGCAGAAGGCAGGGUGAAUGCAGACCCCCAUUCAGGAUGGUCCCUGGAUUCUUCAUUAUCAGAACUAUUCCACUGUCCCUUCACACUGCCUCAUGGUCUGUUGCCGGGAGGUUCCACUGGCUCAAAAGAAGCAAACUCCAAAACUGAUCCCUGAGACUUGGACAGGCGAACAUUUGCACUAUAAUCCCAAGGGAGCGCGGCACUGUCAGAGGGACAGGGCUAAGGGAGUGUGCACUGUCGGAGGGUCAGUGCCGAGGCAGCGCCGCGCUGUCGGAGGGUCAGUGCCGAGGGGGCGCCGCGCUGUCGGAGGGUCAGUGCCGAGGGGGCGCCGCGCUGUCGGAGGGUCAGUGCCGAGGGAGCGCCGCGCUGUCGGAGGGUCAGUACUGAUGGAGUGCCGCGCUGUCGGAGGGUCAGUGCCGAGGGAGCGCUGCACUGU
Messenger RNA from Stegostoma tigrinum, 1735 nucleotides. Its product is annotated as achaete-scute homolog 2-like. The record is from RefSeq and is a predicted model, not a curated record. Gene Ontology annotation, molecular function: protein dimerization activity; RNA polymerase II transcription regulatory region sequence-specific DNA binding; DNA-binding transcription factor activity, RNA polymerase II-specific. Lineage: Eukaryota; Metazoa; Chordata; Chondrichthyes; Orectolobiformes; Stegostomatidae. Bases 60 to 521 code for a protein of 153 amino acids. Gene Ontology annotation, biological process: regulation of transcription by RNA polymerase II; developmental process. The transcript has 2 exons.